CCGUUAUCGAAUACGACGAAUACGGUCUUCCAGACAAACCUAAAGCUAUGACAAUUUCGUCAGAAGUAGAAGUGUAAUCAAGUAUAUUAAUCUAAUAAUAACAUUAUAUGUUCGCUGGGUCUCAGCUUAACGUACUCUCUACCAUGAACCUGUUACUCGAUAUUUCACGCUAAGUGGAAACAGUCAUCGUAAGCAUUGUGAGAAAGCUCAAUGCCGAAAGUGCGUGCCUAGGAUAGUGCAGUGACCCGUUUUUACUUCUUCAGAAAGGUGGAGAACGUAAGCAUAUAAUGUCCGCAAUGAUUUCCAUUGCUUCUGCAGAGGCAAGCCAAAGAAUUACCUCCGACAAGCCCAAGCCAAAGCUGAAGCCUUGCUGUGCCUGUCCAGAAACCAAAAGAGCCCGAGACAGUUGCAUAAUAGAGAAUGGCGAGGAAAAUUGCAGAGAACUAAUUGAAGCCCACAAAGCCUGCAUGAGAAAGAUGGGAUUCAAUAUUUGAAGAAAGGAUGGAAGCACAGUCGUUAUUAUUUCUCAGAUGUUUUGAAUUAUGUGAAUCGGCGCUAAUGGUGGCCUUUCUGCAGAAAUAUUUGUAGUAAUCAUUAAUUGUCAUCGGCGAGAGAACCGUGAGGUAGUCCAUUUUGUGUUCCCACCUGAAUAAUCCUCUCACAGUCGGAAUUCUUAAGAAGGAUUGUUUCAGGACUGAAUAAGAUUACCUACUCAUGGUAUGAUCUGGACCUUGUCCCUCAAGCUUUGUCUUUCAGUAAUGAAGUUUCUUGGGAUAAACUGAAGGAGAGGAAGUCACCAAAUUUGGACUUUUGGCAGAUUUGCCAAAAAGUAAGAAGUUAUCUCCACAAAGCUUUUUUGCAGAGUUAAUUGCUGCUACAAGUAGUUCAAACAGACUUAUUUUACCAUCUCUUCAACUUUAUCCCAAUCCAUCUUCAUUUUCGAAAUUCGUGGAAGAACUGAAAUAAAGCGACCGAUAGAAAGAAAAGAGCUGAAAGGCUCUGAAGUCUUGCUCUUAGUUCCAUUGCUAACAGAAGUCUUUUUUGAGAAUGUCAAAAUUAAUGAUCCACCUAUUCAUUGGAGUGGGAGGGAAUUGAAUAAAAAACCAAUCGAGCCCAUUGUUUAAAAUUUGAAAUCGGAGCUUUGCAGAGUUGAUGUCCAUAAAUUGUGAAAACUCUUUACUUUUGCAUUAUGCACUUAUUAACGAUACUUUUUGAAACGGCGCCAAAAAAAUAUUUUUUUGAGAAACGAAGACGAGUAUGUACAACUAUGUAGCGAUCACUCUCAGAUAUUUUUGUUCUAAAUGUACCGAAUCGAAUAAAAUUCUCGAACUGUGCCAGUACAACAGGUAACCCGUUCUUGAGGCAUAACCUCUUUAUUCUAUGCCAAUUUUGAGAAUUUAGAGCCGAAAUUCCAGUAUGAAGGUCGCAGAAACUUGAAUGUGACAAAAAAUAUUUAAUUUGAGAGAACGAAA
This is a messenger RNA of Bemisia tabaci, 1472 nucleotides long. NCBI's taxonomy places the organism in Eukaryota, Metazoa, Arthropoda, Insecta, Hemiptera, Aleyrodidae. The record is from RefSeq and is a predicted model, not a curated record.